AGCCGGCUCCUCCUCUUCUUCUAUCUUCAGUCUUUUAUCUCUCUCACUUGUUAUCCCAGUGCGUUCUUUCAGCGCAUCAGAUCAAGACAACGCCCGGCGUGCGUCCAGUUCUUCUCGCUCUCUCGCUUUCAAAAACGGUAUUAUAUACUUCGCCACAUUGUUUUCUACCUGGACUCUCGCCAUGUCCGCCACCGCCACCGGCACGUGUCAGCACGGCCCGUACCACGAGUGCGCGUGCUACAAGCACGACACCGAGCUUCCCAACUACCGCCGCGACGUCGCCAACCCGCGGACGCUGCAGGGCUACUACGCCCCCAACGGCGGGUGCCCCUGCCCGGCGGGUUACGGCAGCGACGCCAGCAAGAAUCUGCCGGAAAGCGCAACACCGACGGAGGGAAAUGCGAAGCCGAAGGAGACGUUUCGCGCGGCGGACGGUCCGCACACGGUUCAUACUGCGUCUGCCUCAGCGUCGUUCCCGAACUCGCGGAACUACGGCGGCACCGUCGCCCAACGCGGUCCAGCCGCCUCGGUGGUGGCCGCAAUCGCCUUCAGCAACAGCGCCACCGGCGAGCCGAAUAUGACUCGCUCGGCCAAGAAGCAGGCGAAGGUGGAAGAGCGCGCGCAGGACCGCAAAAACUUCUUGAAGGCCGUCCUGCGCGACGAAAUGCUGGCCCGCAUGGACGCAGAGGGCCGCCGUGCGGAGUUGGAGGGCGACACCGAACUCAUGGGCACGAACCACAUCGAUGAGUACGAGGCCAGCCAACGUGCGGCCGGCAAGGGGCAGCCGCUCAGCCCCGCCUCUCGCAUGGCGUCGCGUGGCCCUCGUGAAGUCGCCACGGUGGGGGAGCAGUACGGCGAGAUCAUGGACGAGUUGGAGUUUGUGGCUGGCCGGCCCGUCGGCUCCAAGUACAACAUCAUUCGUCUGCACUACCUCGUGGAGGAGGAGCGACGCCUCAACGACCUCCGCCGCCAGGAGCGCCAGCAGAAGUCCGCCAUUGCGUUCGCCGCCAAACAGAAGAAGUAAAUCGUUUCCAACUUAUUUUUGGUAAAGCUUGGACGUUCACACCUUCGCUUCUCCUUCUCUUUCUUUUAACAGGCGUGUUUGCUGUCGACAUCGUCGUCUCUCUUCUUUUUCUCUAUCUCUCUCACCCGUUAUGUACGUCACGAAUUCUGUACUGUUCGUUGUUUUUGUUUUUUUACUAUUUCUCCUGUGAUGUGUCUCCUCGCAACGAUGUAUGUAUGUAUCGCAUGUCACCUGCAAA
Leptomonas pyrrhocoris is the source of this 1262-nucleotide messenger RNA. RefSeq lists its product as hypothetical. The transcript has a single exon. The coding region runs from base 182 to 1024 and encodes 280 amino acids. NCBI's taxonomy places the organism in Eukaryota, Euglenozoa, Kinetoplastea, Trypanosomatida, Trypanosomatidae. The record is from RefSeq and is a predicted model, not a curated record.